Molecule: messenger RNA, 438 nt
Organism: Oppiella nova
Lineage: Eukaryota; Metazoa; Arthropoda; Arachnida; Sarcoptiformes; Oppiidae
Source: the annotation of a GenBank genome assembly
GUCUGAUUGUUGAUUAUUGACAUAAUUUGAACGCAAGAAAUGCUGAAAUCAAAGACACAGCCAUUGAUUAGAAGACAUUUGGAUCUCAACCUCAAGAUCUCUCGCCUCAAGACAACCGCCAAUAAAGACAUUAAUAUCGAUGAGUUUAAGUCACGGCUGGAAAGUGGUCCGCAAUUGUCUCAAUUCAUCUCAGGAAGCGUUGGAAGCGAUGACAAGUGGAGUGACUAUAGCGGCAAACUUAGGCGAGAAAAGGGUGAUAAUGAGAGACUACGACUCCCGCCGUGGCUCAAGAGGGAGAUACCGGUCGGACAUAACUAUCACCGCCUGAAGGAGUCGUUGCGCUCUUUGGGAUUGAAUACGGUGUGCGAAGAGGCCAAGUGUCCCAAUAUAGGCGAGUGUUGGGGCGGAGGACAGCACCGGACGUCCACCGCAACCAUU